Messenger RNA from Monascus purpureus, 1947 nucleotides. The record is from the annotation of a GenBank genome assembly. NCBI's taxonomy places the organism in Eukaryota, Fungi, Ascomycota, Eurotiomycetes, Eurotiales, Aspergillaceae.
CUUAAAUAUCCUCCCCUCCCGUGUCGCACACUUUCUCUGGUCAAGGGUUUUGGUGGUGCAUCUGCGUAUCCCACUCCUCCCUCCGCCUGCACGGAAAUCUUCCAGCCCUCCGGAUCCUUGGCCUUCUUGCGAAACCCCAACAAAGUAUACCGAGGACGCACCUUUUCUAGGUACUUUUCCAUUUUUGGUCGCAAGAUCUCAUCCAGCGACCAUGUCUUCCACUGCAAUUCCUAAGCGUGUUGCGCUGCACCGUAGCCCCGACACGGCCUCCUCACUUUCCUCUGCCGCCGCUUCUGCAUCUCCGUCUCCCCUCGAAAGCCCCCGUCAGUCGCCCUCCAGCACCUCCCUUUCCUCUCUGGCCUCCGAUGCACAAGCGCGCGAGCCCAAACUCCUGGACACCUACGGCAAUGAGUUCAAGAUCCCCGACUACACAAUCAAAGACAUCCGUGACGCCAUUCCCCAGCACUGUUUCGAGCGUUCGGCAGUCAAGAGUUUGGCCUACUUCGCUCGGGACUCGGCGGUGAUAGCGGCCAUCUUCUACCUGUUCCAUACAUACGUGACCCCGGAAACCGUGCCCUCCCUGCCAGCACGCGUGGCCCUGUGGACCCUAUACACCUUCCUGCAGGGCCUGUUUGGUACCGGCAUCUGGGUGCUGGCCCACGAAUGCGGUCAUCAGGCCUUCUCCACUUCCAAAGUCCUUAACGACACCGUGGGCUGGAUCGGCCAUUCGUUCCUGCUGGUUCCCUAUUUCUCCUGGAAGAUCUCCCACGGUAAGCACCACAAAGCUACUGGUAACAUGGCUCGUGACAUGGUCUUCGUUCCCAAGACCAGACAGCAAUAUGCAUCGCGCAUCGGCAAGACUGUAGAGGAGCUGAGUGAACUGCUGGAGGAAACCCCCUUCUUAACUGCCCUCAACCUGCUCCUUCAACAGCUCUUCGGAUGGCCCAUGUAUCUUUUCACCAACGUGACCGGCCACGACAACCACGAGUCGCAACGCGAGGGACGUGGCAAGGGCAAGAGGAACGGCUACUUUGGCGGUGUCAACCAUUUCAACCCCUCCAGUCCUCUUUACGAGGCCAAGGAUGCCAAACUCAUUGUUCUCAGCGACCUGGGCCUCUUCAUCAUGGGUUCUGUGCUGUAUUAUGCUGGAAAGAACUUUGGCUGGCUCAAUCUUUUGGUGUGGUACGGGAUUCCCUAUCUGUGGGUCAACCACUGGCUCGUUGCCAUCACCUACCUUCAACACACCGACCCCACUCUUCCUCACUAUAACCCCGAAGCUUGGAAUUUCGCCCGCGGAGCAGCUGCCACUAUUGACCGCGACUUCGGAUUCAUUGGCCGUCACAUUUUCCACGGUAUUAUCGAGACACACGUCCUUCACCACUACGUCAGCACCAUCCCAUUUUACAACGCCGACGAGGCCAGCGAGGCCAUCCAGAAGGUAAUGGGGUUGCAUUACCGCUCGGAAGCGCACACGGGCUGGACCGGAUUCCUCAAGGCCCUCUGGACUAGCUCCCGAGCAUGCCAGUGGGUUGAACCCACUGUGGGAGCCGAGGGAGAAGGCCAAUCGGUUCUCUUCUACCGCAACACGAACGGUAUCGGCGUGCCCCCGGCCAAGCUUUCGAAGAAGUCCUCUUGAUUUCACAUGUGGGCAAGACGAGUUCGUGGGAGUUUUCGCAGGAUCGAAACAAAAAAAUAGCCACGAUACGAGAUCCGAACAAAAAAGUUUUCCCCUUGUUUCCUUCUUUUCCCGCCCUCGUUCCUUAAAGGCAGUAUUACAGGUUUGGUUGAUGUGUAUAUGCAUGAGCGAUCUAAUGCGUGAAUAGACCCUGUCAUUUGAUUGCUGUAAAAAGUGCAUCUAUAUGGAUUUAUUCAUCUUUCUCUCCUCUUAGUCUGUCUUAAUAUUUCAUAGACCAGAUGAAUAUAAAUUAGAAUCAGAUAAUUCCUUGA